Molecule: messenger RNA, 1248 nt
Organism: Hevea brasiliensis (rubber tree)
Lineage: Eukaryota; Viridiplantae; Streptophyta; Magnoliopsida; Malpighiales; Euphorbiaceae
Product: protein ACCELERATED CELL DEATH 6-like
Exons: 4
Coding region: 1-1248 (415 amino acids)
Cellular component (GO): plasma membrane
Molecular function (GO): protein phosphatase 1 binding; protein phosphatase regulator activity
Source: RefSeq, a predicted model, not a curated record
AUGGACAAAGGCAAAAGAUUACUCGGAGUAACAGAUGAAAGACUAUGGAUCUCAUUCCAAUAUGCUGCGCAUAAAGGUAAAACUCAGGUGGUCCGAAAGCUAUUAGAUAAUGAUAAAUAUAGUGCUUACAAUGCCAAUAAAGAUUGGAAGAGGAUUGCUCUUCAAUCUUCCCAUUGUAGCCUGUCGAGGAUUCCAAUACGGAUAUUAGUUUUAAUAUCAUAUGAAAAAGGAUGGACUCCACUUCACUAUGCUGAGCAUAAAGGUUAUACUCCAGUGGUUCGAAUGCUAUUAGAUAGGGAUAAGGAUAAAUCUAGUGCUUACAUUGCCGAUAAUGAUUGGAAGAGGACUGCUCUUCACAUUGCAGCGUGUCGAGGCUUCCAAGACAUAGUGAAAGAGAUCAUUUCUAAAUGCCCAGGUUGCAGCGAACUUACUGACAAAAGAGGCUGGAAUGUUCUUCACUAUGCAGUGAUCAGCAAAAGUGGUAAAGUAAUAAAAGAAGUGCUCAAACAUUCAUCAUUGCUUUGCCUUUUAAAUAAGAAAGAUGUUGAAGGAAAUACGCCUGUCCAUCUAUAUAAAGCUUAUCAUCCCAGUUUGCCUGCCUUCAUAGGAAAACGAGAUGUAUUCUUGUUUUGGAGAAAACUGCACUAUCAAAUCACAGGAUACUCAUCCUCAAAGAAGGAUGAAAUUUUAAAAUUGAUGACAGAACUUGGCACUGGACCAUUAGGCGAAAUUUCAAACACAGAAGGAGAAAUGAGGAAGGAAAAAAUGAUACAUAAAUUUGAAAAGGUCAAAGACUCUCAUUUGGUGGCUGCAGCACUUAUAGCAACAGUAACUUUUGCCGCAGCAUUUACUGUACCUGGUGGUUAUAUAAGUGAUGAAAACGAUUUGAAGAAGGGAACUCCUAUCUUAAGCAAAAAUUGGACUUUCAAAGCAUUCAUAGUUUCAGAUACCAUAGCUAUGGUUUUAUCUACUUGUUCUGUCUUUAUCCACCUUAUGCUGGUGAUCUUAGGAUUUGGGGAAGCAUACUAUUGGUUAAUAAGAUGUGCCUUCGGUUUUCUAUUCUAUGCUAUGGUAGCAAUGCUCGUGGUUGACUGGCGGAAUCCUUCCUUUGUUGGGAAUCUUCAGUUCUCUGUUCGGAAUCUUCUCUUCUUUGUUGUUUGUGCCGCUUUGGGUGCUGCUUUGGGUGCUGCUUUCUUUGGUGAUCCUUUUGAUUUGGGUGACUGCAUGCUUGCUUCGAGAUUUGAUUAG